Molecule: messenger RNA, 342 nt
Organism: Lathyrus sativus (Indian pea)
Lineage: Eukaryota; Viridiplantae; Streptophyta; Magnoliopsida; Fabales; Fabaceae
Source: the annotation of a GenBank genome assembly
AUGUUCAUCCUAAUCAAUGGAAGUCCAACCAAAUAUUUUGUUGCUUCAAGGGGAUUGAGACAAGGUGAUCCAGUUUCACCCUUCCUCUUUGCCAUUGUUGUUGAAGGGCUAGCAGGCAUAACAAGGAAGGCUACAUUCACCAAUCUAUUUAAAGAAUUCAAGAUGCAGACAGCCAUGAAUGUAGUUUCUUUUGGUCUUUUGCAAUUUGCAGAUGACAUGAUCGUUAUUGGUGAUGGUUCUUUGAGUAACAUAUGGGCCAUUAAGUCUAUAUUGAGAGCUUUUGAGCUAGUGUCUAGCCUGAGAGUUAAUAUGAACAAGAUCAAGCUUUAUGACAUUGGUUAA